AUUGGUUCCUAGUUUGCUCGCCUUUCUCUUUUGAAUUCGCACAUUAAUAUAAUUUUCCUCUUUAUUUUACCGUGGAAAUAUUUUCUUCAGGCAGCAAAUUUCGAUUUACGAAUUGAUUCAGCGUAGCUUAUAGCAUAGUCCGAUUUGAUCUGGUUCAUAACUCUAGUUAAUUAACUUUCAUAACUAGGUCAUUAAAAAUGGGGGAUAAAGUGCAGAACACCAGUUUCCAGCUGGUGGAUGACAUCGACAGGAAUGAUUGUGAGAUUGGAGAUCCGGUUGAGAUGCUGGACCAGAUGGCGGAUAAGUACAAGAGACAGAAGGACAUGUACCGAGAGGCCAGAGACUACUACUUCAAACUCAACCUCUGGGUCUUCUACCUUCCACUCCUCAUAGUCCAAGGUCUCACAAACGUGCUCACCCACACCUCCAUCCGACCUGACUUCGGCUAUGCGAGUGAGAUGCGAACUACAGUGGCAAUCCUCAACGCACUCGUGUCUGUCUGGACUGCCGCACAACUCAAACUGGGAUGGAAUAUUAAGACCCGCUCGGCCAGCUCCACCCUGACCAAGUACAGAGAAUUGAGUGGACAAAUCGACACCCUCAACAUCAUCCUCAGAUGUCAACAGGAGAAGUGCACUAAGGGAGCCAUUGACUUUGUGAACACCUGCUACGAGAAGGAGAAGUCAAUAAUGGAGAAUGAGAUUACCAUCCCCACCUUCAUUUCCAAGAAAUACGCUGUCAAACACCUGGAGCACUUAGCAGAAGAACAGGAUGAGGACAGUGAUAACGACGCGGAGUCGAAUGCCGAAGUGUCGAUUGACCUCCAUUCGACCGAUUUCAACCUGGACGAAAAUGAGAGUAUGGUUGACGAAGAACAAGUUGACGUGAAGGAACAAGCACCUGUACAAGCGGCAGUUGUUCCUCCAACUGUCGAUGACAAAACCAACCCUGGAGCCUCUGGAAAGACCAAUCCAGCUCCCAAACCUGCGUCUCUUAAACCUGCAUCUCCGAAAACAUCCGAUACCAAAGCUCCCGCUGCUGGACAAGACGACAAACCACCCGAAGACCCCGCAACUAAAGUUCUCGGCGAUUUCUUGUCGUUCGAAGACCGUAACAUGAACAGUAGCUUGCUGUUUAAAACACUCUUGGCUCGAUUUAGAAACCUCAAAUGGUUAUAUGGGCAAGCGGCUAAUUAUUACCACCUGAUGAAUCUGGCAUUUUUCUACACGCCUCUGUUGAUUUUUGGAACAAUAAAUACUAUUCUCACCUCUUUGAUUGUGGGCGAUUCGCUGGGCUACAUCUCGCUUCUAAUUAUCGUUGUGUCGGCAAUCGUCUCGGUCCUGACAGGUCUUCAGAUGACCCUGAGGUGGGAAGCUGAGAGCUCGCGAUGCAUGGAAACCCACCAGAUGUACAGACAUCUGGAUGCAGAGACUUCUUACAGACUGAUGCUGAUUGAGAAAGGCGUGACGAUUAAACAUGCGGCCGAGUUCGCGUGGAAGAGUCGUGAGUUGGAGGCGCAGACGACCGACUCGGUGCCCGCCAUCCCGCAGUACAUAUUCAGUGACAGCAAGAAGCAGCAGAAACUACUGCAGCUGGAGAAAGAACUCGAGGACAGAAUCGGAUCAUCCACAGAGUAGAAUGCUCGGUAUCUCUUUAACUGCCCCACCCCCCCCCCUUUGCAAAAGGGGGAUAUUCUUUACUAGAUAUAAAAUUCCCAUAUGCUUAACAGUUGAUUUAUUUCUUUAUAGAAGGAUAUUCGUUACUAUGAAGGCGAGGGGGGAUAUAGUUGAAGAGAUCCAAUAUUCGGGCCAAGUUCACGAGAACAGUAAUAAUAAAAAUCCUAAUGAAUUGCUUGCAGGCAGAAAAAGUACAGAAGUUCACAAUGACACUUUAGUAAAUUUGAAACUGUGUGGGAGGUCACCAUUUAGUCUACAAACAAUGUUCAAGUGUCUUUCACGCGAAAAGCUGAUGAAUUUUUGCUAUUCUUCCAUAAAUUUGUUUUUUCAAGAACGGAACAAUGUGUUUUUAAUUGACAAAAAACAUCCAGAAAAAUUAAUCUUGGAAGAACACCAGAAAAGCAUGUUAUUUUUGCAUAAAGAAAGCUUUCUUCGUGUAAAUGUGCAGUUUCAUACAAUGGUUGGUAAUGAGUUUCUGGCUUCAAAUUAAAUUCAUUCAUUAUAAGAUUAA
Messenger RNA from Symsagittifera roscoffensis, 2187 nucleotides. RefSeq lists its product as uncharacterized. The coding region runs from base 198 to 1637 and encodes 479 amino acids. The record is from RefSeq and is a predicted model, not a curated record. The transcript is spliced from 8 exons. NCBI's taxonomy places the organism in Eukaryota, Metazoa, Xenacoelomorpha, Acoela, Convolutidae.